Gadus macrocephalus (Pacific cod) is the source of this 1066-nucleotide messenger RNA. RefSeq lists its product as uncharacterized. The transcript has 2 exons. Bases 335 to 1066 code for a protein of 243 amino acids. NCBI's taxonomy places the organism in Eukaryota, Metazoa, Chordata, Actinopteri, Gadiformes, Gadidae. The record is from RefSeq and is a predicted model, not a curated record.
UCAUCCGUAGGCGCUCAGAGCUGGGUGAGUUUCACCACCUCCUACCUACAGGAACUCCGCCUGGGUGACGGCCGGUUCCAGCGGCAUUUGCGCUUGACUGUCGCCAUGUUCGAUGACCUGCUAGCCCGGGUUGGUGCCAGGAUUCUCCCGUCAGGACACCAACUACAGGCGCUCCAUAUCAGCGGCCGAGCGCCUGUCCAUCUGUCUCCGAUUCCUGGCUAGUGGUGAUUCGUUUCUAACGAUCGCCAACAGCUUUCGGGUCGGGGCCUCCACCGUGGCUUCCGUCGUCUCGGAUGUGGUCACGGCUAUUUGGGACUGCCUGGUGGAGGAGUUCAUGGCUGUGCCCACUGCAGAGGAGUGGAGAGUGGUUGCAGAGCGGUUCGAGGAGCGGUGGAACUUCCCUCUCUGCUGUGGUGCCAUCGAUGGGAAGCAUGUAGUUCUGAAGGCCCCUGCGAACUCCGGUUCACAGUUCUUCAACUACAAGGGAACGUUUUCCAUCGUUCUCUUGGCAGUUGACGCAGACUACUGCUUCCGGGUCAUCGAUGUGGGGGGCUACGGGAGAACCAGCGAUGGAGGAAUUCUGGCCAACUCUGCGUUUGGUCAGGCCCCCCACGCUGGCAAUCUCAAGCUCCCUGCUGACAGAGCACUGCCGGGGGCUGAGCACAGAGGACCCCUGCCUCAUGUGUUUGUAGCGGAUGAGGCCUUUCCACUACGGACCAACCUCAUGAGGCCCUUCAACUACCGUCUGUCCCGGGCUCGGUUGGUGGUGGAGGACGCAUUUGGCAUCCUCUCCUCUCAGUGGCGGAUCUACCGGAAGGUCAUCGAGGUCCGUCCGGAGCUGGCAGAGAGAUGCAUCAAGGCCACCUGUGUGCUCCACAAUUUCCUCCGCAGAACAGCACCAACAGCAGCAGUGAGGGAGUGCAUCCCGGGUGGUGCGGUGGAGCCUCUGCCAAGGCUGGGGAGAGUGGCUGCAAACAACGCCGGGAGAGAGGCCAUUCGGAUCCGCGAGACCUUCACCUCCUACCUCUCUGAAGAAGGAGCCGUCUCGUGGCAGGAUGACAUCUAG